AUGUCUAACGCUAAAAAAUUUGAAGCCACCACUCUAAAUGGAGGAUCCAACCAAAGCAUUGAUGUUGAGUCUUUACAGCGAAAAUAUGAGCAAGAGCGAGCGAAACGUUUGCAUAUCGAUCAGUGUGCCAUAAAGCCCACUGGCCGCCCCGCGAAGAUCGCCAACUAUCUCAAAGACCCCUAUGUUGAACCAGGCUUCAGCCGUAGUCCGGUCAACGCUGUUUACGAUAUCACCAUCAUUGGAGGUGGCUAUACAGGACUACAGAUUGCAGCUCGCCUUGUUCAACAAGGACAUGAGAACAUAUGCUUGAUUGAGAGAGGUGGCGAUGUCGGUGGAACUUGGCAAGUAAAAUUUUCUAUCGCCAGCCAUCAUAUGCUAACACACCCAGGUACUGGAAUCGUUACCCCGGGAUCCAAUGCGACAUCGAUGCUUAUAUUUAUAUGCCACUCCUUGAAGAAACAGGCAACAUGCCCACAAAGAAAUACGCAUCUGACUGAGAUGACCAGUGCUACCUGGGAUGAGGGUGCUCACCUAUGGAGGAUCAUGACGAAUCGAAACGACAAUAUAUUCACAAAAUGGUUCAUUCCGGCCUCCGGCCCCUUUCAUACUCCGAAAUUUCCCGAAAUACCCGGCAUUGAUUCCUUUGAGGGUAUAAGCUUCCACAGUAGUCGCUGGGACUAUACAUAUACAGGAGGCUCGGUAGACAAGCCCGAGUUGGUUAACCUUCAGGAUAAGAGGGUAGGAAUUAUCGGAACCGGCGCUACGGCCGUACAGAUUGUGCCGGCAGUUAGCAAAUGGGUCAAGGAGCUGUAUGUAUUCCAGCGAACUCCGUCAGCGAUUAAUGCACGAAACCAAAAGAACACGGAUUAUAAUUGGGCCAAGGCGCUACCGUCGGGAUGGCAGCGAGAAAGGAUGCAGAACUUCACCACGAUCAUCAGCGGCGGUGAAACUCAGCAAGAUCUAGUGAACGAUGGCUGGACUGAAGCUAUCCGCUCAACCCCGGGUUUCUUCGGCACCGGUGGUGAUGGAGCUGACAGUGCAGCCAUGGCCAAGCGUCAGCAGCUGGCCGAUUUUAAGAAGAUGGAGUCCGUACGAGAGCGCAUCGACCACGUUGUGAGAAACAAGGCCACUGCGGAGGCACUUAAGCCAUAUUAUCAGCAAUUCUGCAAACGUCCGUGCUUCCAUGAUGAAUACCUGGAAGCUUUUAACAGGGAUAAUGUCUACCUUAUCGACACAGGAGGUUGUGGAGUCGAGGGCGUGACUCAGUCUGGCAUCGUCGCCCGUGGAAAGGAAUGGCCUGUCGACUGUAUAAUAUAUGCAACUGGCUUUGAAUUUGGGGGAGACUUCACAAAAGACAAUGCUCCUAUUACUGGCGUCAAUGGUAUUUCUUUGUCUGAUAAGUGGAAGGACGGACCCACGACAUUCCACGGCUGGGCGGUCAGCGGCUUCCCUAACCUUUUACUCAUGGGAGUGGCACAGUCGGCACCAAACCCUAACUGGACGCAUAGCAUGGUUGAGAUGGGUAGCCACCUGAUCUACAUCAUCCAGGAAUGUGAGAAGCGCCGAGUCAAGACUAUUGAGCCAUCUGAGGAGGCAGAACGUGGCUGGGUCGCGGAUGCAGUCCAAAAGAGCGAAACUCGUGCCGACUUUCUCAAGAAUUGCACUCCGGGGUACUAUAACAAUGAGGGCGAGGUGAAUGAGAAGACAUUGCGUGCCCAGCCAUACAGUGGAGGUGCCUUGCUCUUUAACUCCAUAAUCACAAAAUGGAGAGACGACGGUAAUCUUGAGGGUAUGUUGUUGACGGUUGAGAGUGAAGAGUGA
Messenger RNA from Exophiala spinifera, 1821 nucleotides. RefSeq lists its product as uncharacterized. The record is from RefSeq and is a predicted model, not a curated record. Gene Ontology annotation, molecular function: oxidoreductase activity. The transcript has 2 exons. Bases 1 to 1821 code for a protein of 606 amino acids. NCBI's taxonomy places the organism in Eukaryota, Fungi, Ascomycota, Eurotiomycetes, Chaetothyriales, Herpotrichiellaceae.